ACAUAACCUAAAAUAUUUUUAAACAAUAAGGAUGUAUACGUCAAGAGACGAGAGUAACAUGGGAGUAUAAUCCCGAGAGAAGACUAAAAAUUAUGUUUUACGCCAAACGUAGUAUAAGUAAUCUCUCCUACCCAUGGUGUAAAUUGAAAGUAUAAAAAAUACAAAUUUCUUAUUACCGUCGAUAAUAAUUUAUAAGUAACUUCAUAGAGCAAUGAUGAAUAACCAAAUUGUUUACUUUGGUUUGGCUGGUGCUUUGAGAUUAUUGUUAAUGAACUCGGAUUAUCAAAGUGUUAUUGCUGAUCGAGUUGAAGUAUCAACAGCAUUGAAUUCUUGGAAAAGAAUUACAGAGGGUGUCUAUCUUCACAAUAUUGGAGUGGAUCCGUACAGUGGUGAUUUGCUCCAUGAAACACCAUUAGGCCUAGUCACUUUUGAUUUUAUUCAAAAGUAUUUUCCUACCUAUAUGAUAUGGUUAUUAUUUGUUAUAACUGAUCUUGUGACAGCUCUGUUACUUGGCAUAACUGCUACGUAUUACAUUAAGGAAUCGAUUGAUCGUGACAAAGAGGAAGAAGCUAAGCGUGAUACUAAAGCCAAAACUGAUCCAGAUAAUAAUUUUUCAUUAAUUACUUCUCCUAGUAAAACAUCAGUUUUCUAUGUCUCAGCAGCUUAUUUGUUCAAUCCUUACAUCGUUUUGAACUGUGUAGGACUUACGACUACAGUAUUUACCAACUUUCUAAUUGCAGUCACAUUACUUGCCAUCAUAAAACGCUCCGUUAUACCUUUUUGUUUAACAAUUGCAUUGUUGACUUUGCAAGGCCUUUAUCCUGUAUGUUUGAUUGUCCCUGCUAUAAUUUACAUAAUCAAAGAGUCUCACAUAGAUGAGGUAGCUGGAAAAGUAGCAAGAAUUCUGAUGACAUUUUUUGCUAUGUUAGCAGCUUUAUUUAUCUUGUCUUUCUAUAUUAUGGGGAGUUGGUCGUUUCUUAAAAGUACCAUUGGUUUUAUUUUGUUGGUGCCUGAUUUGCGUCCUAAUAUUGGACUGUAUUGGUACUUUUUUACAGAAAUGUUUGAACAUUUCAGAUCACUUUUUAUUGCUUCAUUCCAAAUAAAUGUAAGUUUGUUAUUCAUAGUUCCCUUAGCAUUGAGGCUACGCAAAGAUCCAAUGCUUUUGGCAUUUUCUUACUUGGCUAUUGAUGCUAUUUUUAAAUCUUAUCCAUGCAUUGGAGAUGUUGGAUUUUAUCUCAGUUUACUGCCACUCUGGCGCCAUUUAUUCAGGCAUAUGCAACAAGGCUUCAUCGUCGGCUGCUUUGUUUUAUUUUGUACAGUUUUCGCGCCAACUGUAUGGCAUCAAUGGAUAUACUCAAGAUCAGCGAAUGCGAAUUUCUACUUUGGUGUAACGUUAGCCUUUGCUAUAGCGCAAAUAUUUUUGUUAACAGACAUUCUUUUUGCUAAUGUCAAGCGCGAAUUCGCCCUUCGGCAUGGACUGACAAACGAAGUAAAUGGUAACAAAGCCAAAUUACUACUGGAGUGAAUUGUCUUGUCAAUUUAUAGAUAUAAUAUGCUAACCGAUUUUCGAAUAUUCUACCAGAAAUAAAAGAUUUUUAUACAAAAUUCAUCAUUUUA
Nasonia vitripennis (jewel wasp) is the source of this 1617-nucleotide messenger RNA. It is a transcript of the gene PIG-U, whose product is annotated as phosphatidylinositol glycan anchor biosynthesis class U protein. The record is from RefSeq and is a predicted model, not a curated record. Gene Ontology annotation, biological process: protein localization to cell surface; attachment of GPI anchor to protein. Gene Ontology annotation, cellular component: GPI-anchor transamidase complex; membrane. NCBI's taxonomy places the organism in Eukaryota, Metazoa, Arthropoda, Insecta, Hymenoptera, Pteromalidae. Bases 212 to 1525 code for a protein of 437 amino acids. The transcript is spliced from 4 exons.